AUGAUACAUACAGCAUCCUCAGCUGCGUUGCUGCAGGCCGCCUUUGACUUCUGGGAUGCGCAGCCGGCGCACCACGCCCACCUGCUGAGGACGUUUGCGGUCGAGUGGGACGCGAGCGGGCGGCGGUCCUUCAUUGUGGCUGCCCCGGAGCGGUUUUGGGCGGAGUACCGAGCGCUGCCACAUGCGCAGCGCAACCACUAUGAGAUCAUCCGUGAGCGGUGCCCCUGCCACCUGUACUUUGAUCUGGAGUUUGUGCCGGCGCUCAACCCCGGGGUGGACGGCGGAGCGCUGGUGACGCUCUUGACCCAGGAGGUCGGAGAAACCCUGAGGGACGUGUAUGAUGCUGUGCUGCACCCCAGUAUGGUCCUGGAGCUGGACUCGUCGACGCCAGACAAGUGGUCGCGUCACCUGGUGGUCCGGCUGCCGGGGCUUGCCUUCGCAGACAAUGCGCACGCAGGCGCGUUCGUUCGUUUGGUGGUGCUGCGCAUGCUGUGCAAGGCGCGACACAGCACGCGCCACGCCGGGCUGGUGGUCGCGGCCAAGGGGGGCGGCGCCACGCUGGCGGUGGACAUGGGGGUGUACACGCGCAACAGGGCCUUCCGACUGCACCUCUCCAGCAAGGCGGGCCGCGACGCCCACCUGCGCGCCACCCACCGCUUCGGCGGCGCGGCUCGCGACCCGCGCGAGUUCUUCUUCGACAGCCUCAUCUCAAACACGCCCUUCGGGCCGUGCCGGGCGGCCUGGGCGCUGCUGCAGCAGCAGCAGCAGCAGCAGCAGCAGCAGCAGCAGCAGCAGCAGCAGCAGUGCGGGGACGAGCCGCUGGCGCCUCCGACGACCAGGGUCGCCUGGCUGCCAGCCCACCGGCUGGUCCGGUCCGGCGGCGGCGACGGCGGCGCGGCAGGGCGCAGCCUCUUGGGACGGGCGCCGCUGGGCCCGCGGCAGUACCCACAGGACUCGCACCCAACCGCAGCACCAGAGCACGGCCGGAAGCCCCACAAACAAAGCGAGCUCGUGUCUCAGCUGGCGCACACCACCGCCGCAACACCAGGGCCGCGGCCGCGGCCACGGCCGGUCAGCCUUCUGCGCUGCGAGGGCGUUGACUGGGAGCCGCUGCUAGAACAGCUGCCACCCGAGUGGCGGGGCAUAACGGCGCUGCACCACUCUGUCGCGGCGCCUGCGGCCGCGACGGGGCCCGCGGGACAGCGGCAGCAGCAGGGCCGCGCUUGGGCAGGUGCUGGCGCCGGCGCCGGGGCAUGGCAGGACGCGUCGGAGGCGCGCGCGGCGCCGUCGCCGUUUCCCGCUGUGGACGCGUUUGUUGAGUCCGUGUGCACGCAGGGCGGGAGCCAGGGCCGCGUGCGCAGCUGGGUGCACAGCCGCGCGGCCGCGGGGCUGCUGCUCAACGUGCGCGACAACCGGUGGUGCGGCAACGUGGGGCGCCCGCACCGCAGCAACGGGGUUUACUACGUGGUCGACCUCGCGGGCGGCACUUGGCACCAGCGGUGCGCGGGCGGAGGGCCGGGGGUGGCUGCGGGGUGA
Molecule: messenger RNA, 1536 nt
Organism: Monoraphidium neglectum
Lineage: Eukaryota; Viridiplantae; Chlorophyta; Chlorophyceae; Sphaeropleales; Selenastraceae
Product: Coiled-coil domain-containing protein
Exons: 7
Coding region: 1-1536 (511 amino acids)
Biological process (GO): mitochondrial DNA replication; error-prone translesion synthesis; replication fork processing
Cellular component (GO): mitochondrial matrix; nucleus
Molecular function (GO): chromatin binding; DNA-directed DNA polymerase activity
Source: RefSeq, a predicted model, not a curated record